CUUACGACUUCCGGGAGAUUUCCAGAAACGUGCCGAACAGCGUUGACUGUAACGAAGCGGUGUCAGUAAACACUUUAAAUUAGACAAUAAAGAAAUAAGUGUAUUUUCUCAAACGCAACGGUCCUGAUUAUUUGACUAAAAAUGGCAAAAUGGGGAGAAGGAGAUCCUCGGUGGAUUGUAGAAGAAAGACCAGACGGUACUAACGUAAAUAACUGGCACUGGACUGAGAAGAAUGCCACAAAUUGGUCAAAAGACAAACUGAAGGAACUAUUAAAUGGAUUAAUUGUUGAAGAUGAUGAAUGUUACUGUGAAAUAAAUUCCAUGACAACAUUAGAUGGGGAAGCUUCAGCAAAUAACAGAAAAGGAAAACUUAUAUUCUUCUAUGAAUGGACUAUUGCAGGGGAAUGGUCAGGAAACCUUAAAGAUGGUGUUAAGAAACAUAAAGGGAAGUUUGAAAUUCCAAAUUUAAGUGAGGAAAAUGAAGCUGAUGAAGUAAAUUUUGAAGUGACAAUUGACAAAACAACAGAUGAAUCAUAUAAAGUAAAAGAAAUGAUGAGAAAGAAAGGCCAAGAUUUAGUUCGGAAGCAGAUUGCAAAGUACAUGAAAGAGCUGAAAGAAGAAUAUGGAAAAGGGAUUGUCCUUCCCACCAAGGGAAGUGCUACAACGACUGCCACAGAAAAGAAACACACUGAAAACAAAAUGCGACAAGAAAUGAACAAAAUGAUAAUAAAUCAGUCAAAAGAAAAAGUGGGUGUGAGAAUCCAUACCAAGACACUCACAGACAAGGAAGAAUUCAAGUGUCGUGCAGAGGACCUGUACAGAGCUUUAACAGAUAAGGAGAUGGUGCAGGCUUUUACCAGUGGUCCUGUAUCAAUGGAGGUGGAGAAGGGUGGACGAUUCUCAUUUCUCAAUGGGAAUAUCACAGGGGAAUUUGUGGAAUUGGUACAACCAAUGAAAAUCGUUCAAAGGUGGAGAGUGAAAAAUUGGCCAGAGGAACACUAUUCAGUGGUGACCUUUGACCUGGUAGAGAAGGAGGAUUGUACAGUAUUGAAUAUAACACAAACAGGUGUCCCCGACACUGAACUAGAAAAAACCCGUGAAGGUUGGAAAGUGAACUACUGGAACAGAAUCAAACAAAUAUUUGGAUUUGGCUCAAACAUAUUUUGUUGACGACGUGUUUAUAUAAAUGCGAGAAAUUGGUACAUUAGAAAAAAAACUAGGUUAUAAUUUACCCGAGAGGUUUUUUGGGGAGUUCACAAUCAACGGACCCUGAUGAGCUAUUUGAUCUCCCUGUGACAUUCAUAAAAGUUAAUGCCGUGGCCUCCUUGCCAGAGGGAAAACUGAUGAACUGGAACACAGACAUCAUAUUGCAUGUCGUUCAAGUAGCUUUGUCAGUUCUUUCAGUUGAACAGAUCCAAUCAAUAUCAAUGAAUUCAAUAUGAAAUUAGGGAACAUUGUCUACUGUUUAUCCUGAUUUUUCAAAUAGAUGCGAUAACUUCUCUCCAGAUAUAUGAUAACACCACAGAGAAACUGGUAUGGUAACCGGCUGUACGAUAGCAUUGGAUCCAUACAUUUCCUACUUUUGUCACACACAUGAGUUUUGUUGUUGUUCAUGUUGGACUUUGACUAGUAAUAAACAAGAAAUGAAUUGAUUAAAGACAAUAAUACCAGGAUAACCUUGACAUUUAUGUGACUAUACAAUUUCUGUUAUCGAGUCAUACAAUAUAUUUUUAUGUUCCUACUAUCAGUGUCAUCAUUCCACCACUUUCACUUCUCGUUUCCUUGUGAUGAAUCUGUAUACAAUAGCAUUUAGUACACAAAUACCUCUACCAGAUUUGCAACUCGGAGUUAUACCCAGAUAGUUCCAAGGUCAAGGUCACCAUUAUUUUAAAAAGAAAAAUUUUGUUAUCUCUACUGGCUUCAUUUUUCUUUUGGUUUUUGAUGAAACUUAAUGCAAGUAUUCAUUAUACAAAUACCUUGAACAUGUUUCGGGGUCGUGUUUGUAAAGGUCAAGGUUACUGUUAUUAUAAAUAAACCUAUUGUCAUCAU
Mizuhopecten yessoensis (Yesso scallop) is the source of this 2049-nucleotide messenger RNA. Its product is annotated as activator of 90 kDa heat shock protein ATPase homolog 2-like. Gene Ontology annotation, cellular component: cytosol. NCBI's taxonomy places the organism in Eukaryota, Metazoa, Mollusca, Bivalvia, Pectinida, Pectinidae. The record is from RefSeq and is a predicted model, not a curated record. Gene Ontology annotation, biological process: positive regulation of ATP-dependent activity; protein folding. The coding region runs from base 142 to 1170 and encodes 342 amino acids. Gene Ontology annotation, molecular function: ATPase activator activity; protein-folding chaperone binding. The transcript has 9 exons.